Messenger RNA from Marmota monax (woodchuck), 3679 nucleotides. It is a transcript of the gene Misp, whose product is annotated as mitotic spindle positioning. The record is from RefSeq and is a predicted model, not a curated record. Bases 1455 to 3404 code for a protein of 649 amino acids. NCBI's taxonomy places the organism in Eukaryota, Metazoa, Chordata, Mammalia, Rodentia, Sciuridae. The transcript has 5 exons.
GAGGUCAGGGGCGGCUCCUGGGUGGCCAGACUUGUUCCUGUUUCCAGGGGGGCCCUUGAGUCCCACAUCCACCCUGCCCUGUCCCCUGGCUGGACUCGUGGCCCUCAGAGAUGGGGGUCCCCACAGACACCCUGGUCCCUGGGGACACAGCAGCAGCAGGGGGUGCUACAGGGGUCUUCAUGCCAGUCAGGUUCCCAUGCUGACCCCGGUGCAUCUCACCAUGAGUUUCGAGAAGUUUCUGGGCCUUUGUUUCCCCACCUGUAACAGGGCUUUAGAAUCCCAGGGAGAGGCCAUGCCUGAUCUGCAAGCAGGAGGCGGGGAGUCUGCUGUCCACUGUGCCCAGCACCCUGAGUGUCCAGUCUUUACCCCCUGAGGCCUCAGUUUCCCCGGGCGUGUGCUAUGGAGAGGAAUACCUAAGAUGGGGUGCCGGGUUCAGAUCCGCUCGCCCUUGGACAGGAGGGACACUCUGGGCCUCUAGGUCCUAAUCUGCCCAACAGGGAGGAAAGGCCCUGUGUGAGCUGGGGGGCCAGGCGAGGCCUGCACCCUGGUUGGACCUCCGGGCAGCCACCUGGGCUGUGCUGGGCCCUCCAGCACAUCUACUUUAAGUCCCCCAAGAUGUAGAGCCAGGGGUACUGGAAGGAGAGAUGAUGAGAUGAGAGAUGAGAUUCAGGGGGGCCAUGGCCAGCCUUAGGGCUGCUCAGGACAGAGCCCCAGCCUACAGUCCUGAAGCCCGAGCCCUCUGCACUGUGCCCCAGCCCGUAGACAGCGCUGGGCGAAGAGGUCAGCCUACCCCUGUGAUCCGGGCUACCUGAGGCCCCGUGGGUUCUCUGGCUCCGACGGAGCAUCCGGCCUCAAUGUGCCCUGUUGGCAGAGGGGCCUCAAGCCCUCGUCCCGUGCUUUGUGUGGACAGGACCACAGGGUCUGUCCCAGCAGUCCUGGGAGAGUAGCAGUGUGCCUUGCCCACUUCCUGGAGGAGAGGAGAGCCAAGGUCCCAUCUGGGGCGUGGCCCCAGGACAGGGGCUGGGUGAGUCUCUCACUCUCCACCCACAGCUGGAGCUGGCAGAGGGGCCAGCGCAGCUGCAUGCCCCAGGCACAGGGAUGGCCCUCAGCAGAGUGCGGUGGGCAGGGGACCUGGGCAGCAGCAGCUCAGUGGCUGGAGGCCCCUGGCCAAAGGGGCAGUUGCAGUGGGCACGAUGCCCGCCCUCAGCCCAGCCCGGGUGUCGUCUUUCUCCCUCCUCCUCUGGACUUUGCUUCCCGGGCCCAGGCGGGGCUGGGAGGGGUGCACCUGCUUCCCUAGGUGGGGCCUCUGUGCCUGGCAACCUGGCAGAGGGCCGAGCUGAGGCCUCCUGCUCUGAGUGGACGGCCCCAGCUUGGGCUGGAAAGUGGCUGGGCUGACAGUGGGUCCAGAGGUCUCCACUCCACGGGAGGAAAGUCAAGCCAGGACACCCCAGAAGAUGGACCGGGUGACCAGGUACCCCAUCUUCAGCAUCCCGCACUCGGCACGCAUCACUGGCCUAGCGCUGGACGGAGACACCAGCUACACCAUCGAGCUGGUGGGCGUGGGGCCCGAGGAGGCUGGCUGGAACCAGGACAGGCCACAGGCCCGGUCCCCUGACCAUAAGGCCCAGAUGGACCUGGUGAAGACCGGGGCGACCCGCAGCGGGCAGGCCUUCCCUGGCCAGUGGUCCCUGAGACCAGUCUGCCUGGAGGAUGACAAGGACGGGGACAUGCAGAGUCACCACCUGGGUGCCAGCAGUGUGCUCCCCAGGCAGCAGCAGGACCUGGAGCAGGAGCGCUGGGCCGUCAUCCAGGGCCAGGCAGUCAGGAAGGGUGGCACCGGGGCCACAGUCUGCGGCACCUCUGACCACGGGGACCCCAGGCCCCUGGGCCACCUUCGGCCCACCCCCCUGGAGGAGAACAGGAUUGACAGGGAGCAGAUAGACUUCCUGGCAGCAAGACGGCAGUUCAUCCACCUGGAGCAGGCACACGCGACGAUGGCGCCCCCCAGGCCCCCCACCAGGGCUGCCCCCCCAUGUGCCCCACCAGGGGCCAGCCCAGCUCUCCAGGCCCCAGGCAAGCCUCCCCUGGCCCAUGGGAGUGUGGUCCCCAGGGAGUCCCAGGUGCGGGAGCUGUUCAGGGAGAAGAAGGGCCGUGGUUUGCCUUUGGGGUCCGGCAUCCCAGCUGUCCAGGACCCUGGCUCCCGGUCCCGGGUGGAGUCCCCAGAGGCCCCCAAGGAAACGCCCAUCGAGCGGGAGAUCCGACUCGCCCAGGAGCGCGAGGCUGACCUGCGGGAGCAGAGGGGGCUGCGUCGGGCAGCUGGCGACCAGGAGCUGGUGGAGAUCCCCACGAGGCCAGUGCUGACCAAGGUGAGCCUGGCCGAGGCCCCUCGGUGGGACCGGGGGCGUCCGUCACUGUAUGUGCAGCGGGACAUGGUUCAGGAGACGCAGCGCGAGGAGGACCACCGGCGGGAGGGCCUGCAGGCGGCACGGGCAUCCACGCCCGACUGGGCCUCUGAGCACCCCCAGCCUGGACUCAGGAGAAGCAUGAGCUCCGACUCCAUCCUUGGUCCCACUCGGGACGCCCGGGCGGCUGACCCAGCCCCAGCCUCGAGGAGAGUGAAGCGCAUCUCACCCGAGGCCUACCAGCCCUACCUGGACGCCCAGAGCCCCCAGCGGCAAGUCUCGGCCUUCGGAUCACCCAGCAAGCCCAGUGGUCUCUCCGCAGAGGGGGUCAGGGCUGUGGCCUCUCCCAAGGCCCUGGGGUCUCAGAGGCAGCUCCCAGAAUCCUCUGGAAAGCCCCUGAGCACCAAGCAGGAGUCUGCCCCGCCCCUCCGGGGACCCCUGCUGGCCAGCGAGGGCCUUGUUCGGUGGGAUCACUUCCGCCUGCGUCCUCUGCGGUUCAGGGUCCCAGAUGUCCCUCAGCAGGCUGAGGCUCCCCAGGCCCGGGGCUGGGAGGCGGCUGGGGCCCCAGUGUGGAGGUUGCAGAAGUCCCUUUCAUCGGAUCUGCUGGAGAGGGAGGUGGAGAGUGUCCUGCGCCGGGAGCGUGAGGUGGCAGAGGAGAGGAGGAGUGCUCUCUUCCCAGAGGUCUUCUCUCCGCCACCAGAGGAGGACCCUGAGCCAGACUCCAGGAGCUCCUCGCGGGCAUCAGGCAUCGUGGGCAGCUACUCUGUGUCGGAGUCACCCGUGUUCACCCCCAUCCACCUGCACUCCGGCCUGCUGUGGAAGGCAGAAGCCCCUGCAGAGGAAGCGGCUGGGCAGAUAAAGAAGGAGCUCUGGUAUGCAGGCAUCAACCCCGCGGAUCGGGUCAACUCAGAGAUCCUGGGAGCCACUCGGGUGACCCGGCACAAGAACGCCAUGGCCGAACGAUGGGAGGCUGGCCUCUAUGCCAUCGAGGGCGAGGACUGAGCCUGGGGACAGGACGUGUUACUUCUGAUUCUUCUGCCUCAGAGAAGAUGGGCCCCAACGCCCUGGGGGCGAGGAGACCAGGUGCUUGCCUGGGCCUUCUUGGGGACACUCCGCCUCCCCCUGAGGAGGCCAGGGGUCCCGCCCCACCGCCCGUGAGAUCCUCUGGCCCUGCAGGGCCGCCGAGCGCUGCCCCCACCCGGGAGCCGCCUGGGACGUCCACCGAGAAAUACACUGCCCAGCAGCCUGCCUGCUGGCCGCCUGCUGCACAAAGCCAA